Molecule: messenger RNA, 3766 nt
Organism: Sinocyclocheilus grahami
Lineage: Eukaryota; Metazoa; Chordata; Actinopteri; Cypriniformes; Cyprinidae
Product: phosphorylase b kinase regulatory subunit alpha, liver isoform-like
Exons: 27
Coding region: 539-3592 (1017 amino acids)
Biological process (GO): glycogen metabolic process
Cellular component (GO): phosphorylase kinase complex
Molecular function (GO): calmodulin binding
Source: RefSeq, a predicted model, not a curated record
AAACGGAUAACCUAAACGGACUCUUUAAUUAACGUUUAUUUAAGGUCUUGGUAGCGCUUAGCACGAGGAAUAGGUUUGAAUGGUUAGAAAAUACAUUCACAACCUAAACAAGCUCUUAAGAAAAGAAAUGCUUCUUUAAAAUAGCUAUAAAUCUUCCAUCUGUCCCUGGAUGCUGGCGAAAGGCAUACUGAACUUCCGGGUUUUCCUGUCACUCAAACAGCCGUUCGUCAUCAUGUGGGCGGGCUCACGUUUGCUGUCAACAUCGGAAUUCAUGCGGGAUGUGCGAUACUUUAUUAACAUGCAGAGCUUUAAUGCUGUUUGUGUGGUGGGCUUGUUUAUUUUAAUCGUUUUUAUUAUGGACUAAAUGGAUGGACAACACCGCGGACAUGACUUGGCUAGUCUUUACGACUCACUGAUAAGCUACUACAGUAAAGAUCUGAUUGCAUGCUCUCCUCUUCCUCUAAUCGACCAGGAAGCAGAAGGUUUUCUCUUUCAUAUCUUCUUAAAUUCCAUGUCAGGAUCAUAAAUAGAUGACAGCAUGAGGAGCCGCAGUAAUUCAGGAGUGAGGUUGGAUGGAUUUGCCAGACUUGUCCAAGAAACAAUAUUAUGCCACCAGAAUCCAGUGACUGGUCUACUGCCAGCUAGCGAGCAGCAGAAGGAUGCCUGGGUCAGAGAUAAUGUUUACAGCAUCUUGGCAGUGUGGGGGCUCGGAAUGGCUUACCGCAAGAAUGCAGACCGUGAUGAGGACAAAGCCAAAGCUUACGAGCUUGAACAGAGUGUGGUUAAGCUAAUGCAAGGGCUGCUGCAGUGUAUGAUGAGACAGGUGGCAAAGGUAGAGAAGUUCAAACACACACAGAGCACAAAGGACUGCCUGCAUGCCAAAUAUCACACUCCUACCUGUGCCACAGUGGUUGGAGAUGAUCAGUGGGGGCACCUGCAGGUUGAUGCCACUUCACUGUACCUGCUCACAUUGGCUCAGAUGACCGCCUCAGGUCUACGGAUCAUAUCUAACUUGGACGAGGUGGCGUUUAUCCAGAACCUGGUGUUCUACAUCGAGGCAGCGUACAAAGUGGCUGAUUAUGGGAUGUGGGAGAGAGGAGACAAAACCAAUCAAGGAAUUCCUGAACUGAACGGCAGCUCUGUCGGAAUGGCUAAGGCAGCUUUGGAGGCCAUUGAUGAGCUUGACUUGUUUGGAGCUCAUGGAGGCCCAAAAUCAGUGAUUCAUGUUCUCCCAGAUGAAGUAGAACAUUGUCAGUCUAUCUUGUGCUCAAUGCUUCCUCGAGCUUCCACCUCUAAAGAGAUAGAUGCCGGUCUGCUCUCUGUAAUCUCCUUUCCUGCGUUUGCAGUGGAGGAUGCAGAUCUGGUCAACAUCACCAAGAGUGAAAUCAUCUCCAAGUUGCAGGGACGUUACGGCUGUUGUCGAUUCAUCCGAGAUGGAUACAGGACCCCAAAAGAGGACCCCACUCGCCUUCACUAUGAUCCAGCUGAGCUGAAGCUCUUUGAGAGCAUUGAAUGUGAGUGGCCAGUGUUUUGGACUUACCUUAUACUCGAUGGCAUCUUCAAUGAAGACCAUGAGCAGGUGCAGGAGUACAGAGAGGCUCUUGAUGGAGUUUUGAUCAGGGGCAAACACGGGAUUCGUCUGGUGCCUGAACUCUAUGCUGUACCCGCUGACAAAGUUGAGGAGGAGUACAGAAACCCUCGCUCUGUGGAGCGUGUGGUCGCUGGCCAGCUCCCACACAUGUGGGGCCAGUCUUUGUAUAUCCUGGCCUGUCUGCUGGCAGAGGGAUUUCUGGCCCCUGGAGAGAUUGAUCCUCUGAAUAGGCGAUUUUCUAAAGAAUUCAAGCCAGAUGUUGUUGUUCAAGUGAGUGUAGUGGCUGAGUCAGUGCAGAUCCAGCAGCUGCUGAGGGAUCAAGGGAUUGAGGUUCAGACCGUCUCUGAUGUUUCGCCCAUCCGGGUCAUGCCAGCUCGCAUCCUGAGCCACAUUUACGUGAAACUGGGUAACUGUAAAAAACUGGAUCUGAGUGGGCGACCAUACAGGCACAUCGGUGUCUUGGGAACUUCAAAGUUUUAUGAGAUCAGAAAUGGUACUUACACAUUCACUCCACAGUUCAUUGACCAGCAUCACUUCUACUUGGCUCUGGAUAACCAGAUGAUUGUGGAGAUGUUGCGUACAGAGCUUGCUUAUCUCUCAUCCUGCUGGCGGAUGACUGGAAGACCUACCCUCACAUUCCCUAUCACACAGAGCAUGCUGGUUGAGGAUGGCGACAGUAUUGACCCCUGUAUCCUCUCUACCCUCCGGAAGCUUCAAGAUGGCUACUUUGCAGGCGCAAGGGUGCAGAUGGCAAACCUCUCCUUAUUCCUCACCACCUCCUUCCACACCCAGCUCAGCUUCUUAGACGCAGACUCUGAAGAGAAUCUGCUAGAGGAAUACGAAGAGGAGGAGGAAGAGAGUUUUGGGCCCUCAGAAGGUUCUGGAGACAUGUUUGACCAGUAUCUCACAGAUCUGUUGCACAGCACUGCUACAAAAUGCCAUCUACCUCCCAUCCAGAGGGGGCAGAAUCACGUUUUCAGUGCUGAACACACCACCAGGGACAUCCUUUCUUUCAUGAUAUUUACCAGCAGUAAUUCCAUCAGCAGUAAUUUCACAUCCCCUCGUUCCACGCGAUGCAGCAGCCCCUCCACUCCCAGCGGGAUCCUGUCUCCGACUGGUGCAGGUGAGGAGGCGUCAGAGAGCCUGAUGAGCCUCAGUCCUUUUGACAUGAAGAAUCUCUUACAUCACAUCCUGAGCGGGAAAGAGUUUGGUGUAGAGAGGAGUAUGCGUCCGAUUCAGUCUUCAGCGACCAGUCCCGCCAUCUCCAUCCAUGAGCUUGGACACACAGGGGCCACCAAGACGGAGCGUACGGGCAUCAGAAAGCUCAAGACUGAAAUCAAACAGAUAUUUACCAGCAGUAAUUCCAUCAGCAGUAAUUUCACAUCCCCUCGUUCCACGCGAUGCAGCAGCCCCUCCACUCCCAGCGGGAUCCUGUCUCCGACUGGUGCAGGUGACUCACACCUGCAGUGGGAGGAACGCCAGGGCCAGUGGCUGAGGAGACGCAGACUGGAUGGGGCCAUAAACAGAGUGCCCAUGGGCUUCUACCAGAAGGUCUGGAAGAUUCUCCAGAAAUGUCACGGCCUCUCCAUUGCCGGAUACGUCUUGCCUUCCUCCACCACCCGUGAGAUGACAGAAGGAGAGAUCAAGUUCGCAGUGCACGUGGAGUCUGUACUGAAUCAUGUCCCACAGCCUGAGUACAGACAGCUGCUGGUGGAGGCCAUUAUGGUGUUGACCCUUGUAGCUGACAUGGAGAUUCCCAGUAUUGGGGGAAUUAUUCACAUCGACCGCAUUGUCCACAUGGCCAAUGAUCUCUUUCAACAGGAUCAGAGCUCCAGCGGGGCCAAUGAGUAUUUCUUGGAGAAGGAUCCUGCCACAGGAAUCUGUAACUUCUUUUAUGACAGUGCUCCUAGCGGCAGCUAUGGCACUAUGACUUAUCUUUCCAAAGCUGUGGUCACAUAUGUUCAAGACUUCCUGCCAAGCAGCAGCUGUCUAAUGCAGUAACGACUGCAGUUCCCAGAAAACCUGUGACCUUCCGGAUGGAUCUAUGACCGGUUUUAUUAAAUCUUGACCUCAGUUCAGUAGCAAAGGACAAGUAUCAACAGGGAAGCCAUUAAUAAACAUCACAGGAUAUGUUGAGAAGCAAACAGACUGCAGGAAAUAGACCACUGUGCUGUU